CAAUGCUACAGUUCAUGAAACGACUAGUUAUGCCCCGUUUUAUUUGAUGUACGGUCGAGUCCCAAGACUCCCAGUGGAUGUGGUGUUCAAACAAGUCCUGAAGGACCCAGUUGUUACAGACUUCAAUACUUACGCCGGCAAACUGGUGGCAAACCUUCACGAAGCUGCCACCAUUGCUCAACAACACACAAGGAAACAGCAGCAGCAUCAAGCCAAGGGAUACAACAAAAAGGCCCGUGGCACUCACCUGAACAUUGGAGACAGAGUCUUGCUAGCUAACAAAGCUGAAAGAGGGAAACGUAAACUAGCAGAUAAGUGGGAACCUACCAUGUACACUGUUACCGGGCGUAAUCCUCAGACUCAUGUUUACCAAGUCACGGAUGAGAGCGGGAGGACUAAAGUUGUCCACCGUAACUUGAUGCUGGAUGUCAGCUUCUUGCCCAUCGUCCAACCAGACAGUGAAGAGUCAGAGGCAGGUGCUUCGGAUGCGGUCAGUGAGUGCGACCCCUUGUCCUCUGAUGCUGUGAGCAACCUGGCGGUGGAUGCCUCUGAGGACCGUACCUGCUCAUGGAUCAUGGAGACGGCCGAUGCCAACUCUCUUGCUGGUGAAGAGGAUGCUGACUUGGAGAUGGAUGAUGACUUGCCACAGUCACUGCCUGGUGCCCCUGAUCAGUUAACAAGUCCCCCGUCUUCAAGAGACGUGCCCAGUCCCUCAUGCCCAACUGACACUGACCCGCACCUUGUUGACACUACUGACCUAGAUAACACAGGGUCCCCCAACAUCAUUUCACCCACCCCAGCUACUGAUAGUCAGAGCACUACACAACACAUAGGGCCUGAGAGACGCACCCGCACAGGCAGAGUUGUUAGGGCAGUUAACCGUCUGAUAGAGUCUAUGGCUCAAAAACCCUUCACACGAGAGCUUAUGAGGUCUGACAGGUCAAUGUCUUUGCUUUCAUUAUUUUAAACAGUAGGAAAUGCAACAGGACUGUUGUAGUGUAUUGUUCUGUAUGUUGAGUUACAUCUCAAGGUUUUGGUAUGGUGUAGAAGGGCACCUUACUUACUAGAAGGAAUAAUAGUCUGAUCACCUAUUGUUUACUUCGAACUUACUUUUAAGUAGCUAUAUAUGCUGUAAAUUGGGAAUACGGUCCCGUGGUUACCUUGGGUGGAGAGAACAUGAACAUGGUACACUUGUGUUAGGUUAUUUCACUAGGACACCCUAGUAUUCAGGAUUUUGGUGAAAUCAAAGAGGGGUGAAUGUAGCAGUGAAGAUAAUGCCUACACAUUUACUUUUAUUUUGUUAUUUUCAUGUCAUAAGAUGGUGAACUUUCAUUUUAUGUUGGUGUUUAUUUCCCCAAAAUCCUUUCUCUGUAUCUAGUUUUGAACUUGCUGGUAUUGGGAGAUUUGCUCAUUUUUUGUGUUAUAGCACCCUCUAGUGGCGUGCGCGACCUGUCUUUUGUUUUGCACGUUCUUCUCUGUUCAGUCUGCGCUGAGCUGAGCAGGGAAAGGCUGGUCCGAUGACGGC
Messenger RNA from Engraulis encrasicolus (European anchovy), 1525 nucleotides. RefSeq lists its product as uncharacterized. The record is from RefSeq and is a predicted model, not a curated record. The transcript has 2 exons. Bases 47 to 967 code for a protein of 306 amino acids. NCBI's taxonomy places the organism in Eukaryota, Metazoa, Chordata, Actinopteri, Clupeiformes, Engraulidae.